AUGGGGUCGCCGUCGGACGUCCAGCAGAACCAUCCUCCCGCCGAGGCGCAGGCUGGUGAACGGCAGCAUGUCGAUAGCACUAUGGCCAAGAGGAUCGUUCGAAAGAUCGAUCUCAACCUCAUCCCGCUGCUCUUCAUCACGUACAUGCUCAACUUCAUGGACAAGACGAUCCUGUCGAGCGCGGCCGUGUUUGGUCUCAGAGACGACACCAAACUCAAGGGUCAGGACUACAGCUGGGUGUCGAGCAUCUUCUAUUUCGGCUACUUUGCCUGGACGUAUCCCACGUCGAUCCUCAUCGCACGGCUGCCUGUCGCCAAGUACAUGACCGCCAACACCUUCUUCUGGGGCGCCGUCGUCGCGCUCACAGCCGCGUGCACCAACUACGGCGGCCUGCUCACCGUCCGCUUCCUCCUCGGCGCCGCCGAAGCCACAAUCACUCCGGCCUUCAUGUUCCUCACAUCGACGUGGUACACCCGUGACGAGAUCCCCACCCGCACCGGCAUCUGGUUCGCCGGGAACAGCGUCGGCGGCCUCGUGGCCUCCUUUGUCGCUUUCGGCUUCGGCCACGUCUCCGACGACCACAAGGUCGGCCCCUGGCGCUCGAUGUAUAUACUCCUCGGCAUCCUGACCUUCAUCUGGGCUUUCGUGCUCUGGAUCUGGCUGCCCGACACCAUCGCUAAGGCACGCUUCCUCACCACCGACGAGCGCCGGUACGCGGUCGACCGCGUGGUCAUCGCUGGCACCGGCUCGACGGCCAAGACACACUGGAAAUGGGAUCAGGUAAUGGAAUGCUUGAUCGACCCCAAGACCUGGUUCAUAUUUGGUCUCGAGAUCAUCACGCAGAUCCCCAAUGGCGGUACCCAGAACUUUGCCAAUCUCGUCAUCAAGUCGUUCGGCUUCACGAGCCUGCAGUCGACCCUCAUCAAUAUCCCCUACUCGCUGCUCACGGCCGGCGUCAUCGCGGGAACUGGCUGGAUUGCAGGCCGCUACCGCAAGAUGAAUUGUAUUUUGAUCGCCAUCAUCGUGCUUCCGUGCAUCACGGGUUCGGCUAUCAUUUACUCUCGCGAGAGCGUCAGUAGCGGCGUCCAGCUGUUCGGCUACUUCCUCCUCGCGCCCGGGCCUGCCGCGAUGCCGCUAGCCAUGUCUCUCGUUCAAGCCAACUAUCGCGGCGUGACCAAGAAGAUGACAAUGUCUGCGUUGCUGUUUCUGGCUUACUGCGCCGGUAAUAUCGCCGGCCCUCAGUUCUUCAAAGCUUCCGAGGAGCCACACUAUAACACCGCCUUCCGGACCAUCAUGAUCUGCUACGCGCUUGUCGUGUUUCUCGCGCUCGGAUUGAGGUUUUACCUGGAAUGGAUGAAUGCCAAGCGCACCAGGGAGGAGGGAUACGAGGGUAGCGCCGGAGGCGCAGGUGCUGUCGGUGGCGGCAAGGUAAUGCAAGCGGAUGGGAAUGCGGACGAUGUUGCAGAUAUGGUUGAUCAAGUUGAGCUGCGUCCCGAAGACUACGAAGAUGUGACGGACUGGAAAACUGCCGGUUUUAGAUGGGAGCGGAUGCGCUCCGGCGUGGGACUGCACUCGCCCGACUCGGCCGUCGACGAGACGCACUUUGAUGCCUCGCGGGUGGUUGCCGCGGGUCAGAAUAUCUUGGACGGUUCCGGUCACGGUGCGACCGGUGGGCUGAUCAGCUUUGAGAACGAUGUUGACGCUGGCGCCACGAACGACAGUGGCUACUGUGGGAACCCGGCUCAUGAUUCAGGUGCAUCAAUGUCUAAUCUCUCCCGACUUAUCACAUCAACAAAGGCCGGAUGUCGCAAUGGUAGCGAGCUACUUUCCGGUGGUAGAGGUUCUGGGUUCGAGUCCCAGUUCGGUCGACAUAAACUUUUGCCUGUUUUUGAUACUGAUCUGCCACCAGCUUUCUACAACGUGUUUUCGUACCGUUACACCCCUGCUCCUCAACAUCUCCGUUUCAGUGGCGAAUCUGAUGGGUUGUCGGCCAUUGCGUUGGCGUUGGUCGGACGACAAUCUGUUACAAUGAAAGUACAAGAGGAAGGUUAUCAGACAGAAAUAUAA
Messenger RNA from Colletotrichum navitas, 2067 nucleotides. RefSeq names its product major facilitator superfamily domain-containing protein. Gene Ontology annotation, biological process: transmembrane transport. NCBI's taxonomy places the organism in Eukaryota, Fungi, Ascomycota, Sordariomycetes, Glomerellales, Glomerellaceae. The transcript is spliced from 5 exons. Gene Ontology annotation, cellular component: membrane. The record is from RefSeq and is a predicted model, not a curated record. Gene Ontology annotation, molecular function: transmembrane transporter activity. The coding region runs from base 1 to 2067 and encodes 688 amino acids.